AUGCUUUUCGGGCUUCUUCCCCUCGUCCUCCCAGCGACGGCCUAUACACCCGUCAUCGUGGUUGAAACAAGCGAAGUAACCGUAACCCCAACCGACGUCGUCGUCAAAACCGCGACUUCUACGCCGACAGAUGAGCCCGCUCUGCCUACUGCUACCUCGGAGGGGAUCCUUACGGUCUCUUUAUUAUAUCCAAGCUGGCUCAAAUCAAUCCUGGCAACGGCGAUCCCGAGCACCUGGGAAGAGAGGCUCAAGACGGACGCGGCGUUUGAGGAAGCUGAAUACGAGAGGGAGAGUGAGGGGAUAAUGCCGGCCUGGUAUUCUCGUCUGCCUAGUGAUGCCAAAUACGCUUUGUCCAGCGAGAAGGCUGUCGAGCCUUCUGAAAUCGUCGCGUUGGAUUUGAGUCUCCUUGCCCAAGCAACCGAGGUUACUACUACUGCUUCCCCAUCUGUCACCUCCUCGUCAACAACUGUGAUUACGGGGUCGAAAAUCGCGGGGACGUCGACGUCCACUGGUGGCGCGCCUGGUGCUACUGGAGGGCUUGUUGCGGGUAUUGCAGGUGCUGCUGGUAUCCUUGGGCUCGCUCUUGCGUUGUAA
Messenger RNA from Penicillium subrubescens, 594 nucleotides. RefSeq lists its product as uncharacterized. The transcript has 2 exons. Lineage: Eukaryota; Fungi; Ascomycota; Eurotiomycetes; Eurotiales; Aspergillaceae. The coding region runs from base 1 to 594 and encodes 197 amino acids. The record is from RefSeq and is a predicted model, not a curated record.